Messenger RNA from Closterium sp. NIES-65, 1689 nucleotides. The record is from the annotation of a GenBank genome assembly. Lineage: Eukaryota; Viridiplantae; Streptophyta; Zygnematophyceae; Desmidiales; Closteriaceae.
AUGGGUGGUGAGAAUGAGCGGCCUCUCUCCAUUUUUUCUCCGUUCCUCAUUGUUCCUUGCUGUCUCCUCUCUCACUGCUACCUCGGCUUCUCUCCUCUGUCCCUCCCCUCACAGAGUGAGCUCAAGGCAAGUCGCAGCCACCGCCGCGUGUUCGACCUGCUCUCCAAAGCAGCAGCACCACCACCAUCGCUAUCAUCAACAGUUACCAGCAGCAGCAGCAGCAGCAGCAGCAGCAGUGACCGGCGCGAGCUGGACUUUGUGUUUUUCCGCUCGCCCGUUGCUGUGCUGACUGGAGGGGAUGGGAAGGGGGAGGUUAACGGAGGUGUUGGGGCGAUUCGACUGGAAAAGAACGUUCUCACUGGGGACUUCAGGGACGGGCCAAGGAGGGCAGUGGGGACAGGAGAGACUAGCGACCUGCCUUGUGGGUGGGUGCUGCCUUGUGGGUGGUGCUGCCUUGUGGGUGGUGCUGCCUUGUGGGUGGUGCUGCCUUGUGGGUGGUGCUGCCUUGUGGGUGGUGCUGCCUUGUGGGUGGUGCUGCCUUGUGGGUGGUGCUGCCUUGUGUGUGGUGCUGCCUUGUGGGUGGUGCUGCCUUGUGGGCUACCGGCCAUUGCCCAUUUAUGGCCUACCAUCCGUACUGCACUCUCCCCUCUACCUCCCCCGACCCUCCCUCUCAGCCUCGUGUUUAAGAGCAUAGGCUACCGCUCCCUGCCCAUUGCCGGCCUGCCUUUCAACCAGCGCAGUGGCACGGUACCUAACGAGUUGGGCCGUGUGCUGCAAGCCAGUGGAACCGAUCCUGCCAGUGAGGCUCGGUAUGAGCCGGGCCUGUAUGUGGUUGGGUGGCUGAAGAGAGGCCCCACAGGAAUCAUCGGCACGAACCUGAUUGACGCUGAGGAAACGCACACCAUGGCAGUCAGGCGUCUCCUGCUUUGCGCCGCGCUGUUCUGCCUCGUAUUAAAUGGUAACGCGGUUCCGGGGAGGCAGCUUCGUCACCGCAGCAAGUAUUCGUGGCGAGACUUCGCCGCUUUGGGGAAAUUUUCUGGAACUCUCGCCGCUCCCAUGAGCGGGAGUCAAGUCAGUGGCGGGAACAAAAAGGACCAUGGAGUUAUUCGAAUGUCGAUUUUCUCGAAAGAUGGCGAUUACAACGUAUACUAUAAUGGCAAAGCCGAUCUCAAGGAUUCAGGUUACCCGACAACCGUUGGUAUUUUUAAGGGGAAAAAGGGCGAGGCCGGGACGCUCGCAUUCGACUUCACGGCUGACGCCACGUGGACGAACGACACGUGGAACCCCGUUUUCCCUGUUUUCCGGCAAUUUGUGAACCACUUCGAUUACAGCUUCGAGGGCAUUUACGAGAAGGCGAGCACCAAGGCCGCGGCAACGGGCACGCUUAAGGAUCUUAUCAAGGCCAUGUUUAACGAUGGCGCUGCUCGUACUACGGCAUGCCAUGCAACACGCCCUGGAGCCGCAGCGACACUCGCGGACAGCCCCCUUGGGGCGCAACGAAGAGCGCUGGCGAGCGUGAGUGGCUGGAUUCAAGACAGAUUUUCCAAGGGAAUUGGAUAUCCGUAUGCUGGGUUAGCGGCAGCCAUGGAUGGUUCGGAGCUGAGCGGCGAUCCGACGACUGCUGGAGUCCUCACUUUCGGCAUCCUCAAUACAACGCUUGUCCCUGUUGUGAACACCACUGCUGUUUAA